AUGGACGACCUGGCUGCGCGAACGGUUCGUGUCGAUUUUGGUGAAGAUAGCUCGGAGGAGACUCAGGUGGACAUAGAGGCACAAAAUCAUCGCGACUCCUCCGGCAAGGGUUCUCACUCGAUCAAUCCUCUAAUUUCGCGUCACGAUGGCACGUCUAACGAACCAAGUUCACCUACGCAACACGAUAUACAACGCUCGGAUACCAAUGCAUCUCGGACGACAUUCAAGUCUUUACGAAGGCGCGGUAGAGCCGACACAGCAGUCGCAUAUGGCACUGAAGACAUGGGUAGAACAACUGGUUGGGCGCCAGGCUUAGAACCAGGAGUCGAUACGAGUGAUCCACCUCCUUAUGCGCAGAAUGAGCCGGAAUUACACGAUAUCAGACAUUUGGAUCAGCUGAAGCAGAAAUGUGAGAUUAUGGUUGUCGAUUAUAGUUCUGAGCAGAUGAACUCUCAGUAUCUGGACAAUGAGAAUUUAAAGGACUUCCUAGCACAACCUCAGGACGAUUGGGCUCAAGUUAGGUGGAUUAACGUUAACGGUCUUUCGUGGGAUGUCAUAAAAGAGAUUGGAAACCACAAAUGUUUGCACAGGCUGGCUAUUGAGGAUCUGAUCAACACUAGGAACCGAACCAAGGUCGAUUGGUACGACGAUCAUACAUUCAUGAUCCUUCCUCUCCAGAAGCUCGUUAACACGAAGUCAGAGCACGACAGCAGUAGUGAAGAGGAGGAAAAUGACGACCACGAUCGUGCCACUUUCGACAUGAACAAGAAUGGUCAACCCAGAGUGAAUACGCGAGGCAAUCCUGAGUAUGAGAAUGGCGGUUAUAGACAUGCUUCUGAGCAAAGAAAACAGCAGACAGGUGCUAUCCGCGGUCUGAUCAGAGACCUUAUGAGGCCUACGAAGAAGGACAAAACGAAGUCGCGAAGGUCACAUCUGAAAAAAUCCGCCAGCUUUAAGCACGCCGCUAGUAGUCCCUGGAUGCAUCCAAAGGUUCGAACGUUGCAACAAUGGCACGCUGGACCUAACCAAGAUCGAAUAGAUUACAUGCAGCGAUAUUCUACCUUAGGCUCUCGAGGUUACGGUGUCUCUAUUGAGCAGGUGUCAAUGUUCCUGACAGCCGAUAACACCGUCAUCUCAUUCUUCGAAUACUCUGCCCAGGAUGUGGAGAUGCCAAUCAUGAGGCGGCUUCAAUCACGAAGUACAAUUCUGCGGAAAUCAUGCGAUGCAAGUAUGCUCAUGCAGUCGAUACUGGACACCAUCAUCGAUCUGGCAAUUCCUGUACAAACUGCAUAUCAAGAUGCGAUUGGCGACCUCGAAUUGGCUGUGCUGACCGACCCAAACAUCGGAGAAUCCACCUCACUAUACAUCCUUACGAGUGAGAUAUCAAUUCUCAGGAGUGCCAUCGCACCUGUAAACCAACUUAUAACUUCUCUACGAGAACACAAGGUGACUGCAUCUGCACUCACGAUGCCUUCACGGGCCAUGAGUCCUGCUCCUUCACCUGCAAUACAGCUGAACCGGCAACUUGGUGAUGGUCGACCACCAAUGCCACAAUUCCCGCGUACGCAGCGUACGGAGAUCAUGUCUUCUGGAGUCACUAUCUCCGAGCUCACGCAGACUUACCUCGGCGAUGUCGAGGAUCAUGCACAAAUCAUUACGGCCUCGUACGAUCAGAUGAGACGUAAUGCUGACAACUUGGUCGACCUCAUCUUCAAUACUGUAUCGGCAUACCAAAAUGAAGCCAUGAAACAGCUUACCAUUGUGACGGCCUUCUUCUUGCCUUUGACUUUCAUGACUGGUUAUUUUGGCAUGAACUUUGAAGUCUUUCCUGGUGUUCAAAAACAUAGCGACAAUUUCUUCUGGAGUAUAGCUAUCCCCGUCUGUACUGUAGUGGCUAUAAUCUUAUUGAGGGACUGGAUAGAACGAUGGCUGACGAAGUGGGCAAAGAAGACGUCCAUCAAGAGAGGCAGGCAACGAAGAUUGGAAAGGAACUCGAGGUGA
Molecule: messenger RNA, 2001 nt
Organism: Lithohypha guttulata
Lineage: Eukaryota; Fungi; Ascomycota; Eurotiomycetes; Chaetothyriales; Trichomeriaceae
Exons: 1
Coding region: 1-2001 (666 amino acids)
Biological process (GO): transmembrane transport; metal ion transport
Cellular component (GO): plasma membrane
Molecular function (GO): magnesium ion binding; cobalt ion transmembrane transporter activity; magnesium ion transmembrane transporter activity
Source: RefSeq, a predicted model, not a curated record